AUGUCAUCGGAUCUCUUCGACGACGUCUUCACUCUCGAAGACCGCUUCUACACCCAGGGCUACAACCAAGGCGUCCAAGAUGGAGCCCGCGCCGGAAGGAUAGAAGGCCGCUCGCUCGGCAUGGAAAAGGGCUUUGAAAAGUUUCUCGAAAGCGGCCGCAUUGCCAGCAAAUCUCUCGUUUGGGCAAACAGACUCCCCCAAACUCCCCAGCCAGGCAGUGCUUCAGAAGAAGGAGCAAAGAGCUCUGAGACUUGCACGCUGCCGCCACUGCCCAAGAAUCCAAGGCUGGAGAAGAAUAUCAAGCUGGCAUAUGCGCUGGUCGAGCCUGAUACGCUGUCAACAGAAAACUCCGAUGAGGCUGUGCAGGAUUUCGAUGACCGGGUGAAGAGGGCGCAGGGCAAAGUCAAGAUUAUUGAGAAGAUGCUGAACUAG
Molecule: messenger RNA, 432 nt
Organism: Trichoderma gamsii
Lineage: Eukaryota; Fungi; Ascomycota; Sordariomycetes; Hypocreales; Hypocreaceae
Exons: 1
Coding region: 1-432 (143 amino acids)
Source: RefSeq, a predicted model, not a curated record